UCGUGCGCUUGCGCAGUUAAGCCCGCGCAGGGCGCCCCAGCUGUCUGCACCCUAAACUCAGACCCUCCAGCAUCUUCUUGGUCAGGCGAAGCCCACGACGUUGACAUGCCGGAGAUCCGCCUCCGCCAUGUGGUGUCCUGCAGUAGCCAGGACUCGACCUACUGUGCAGAAAACCUUCUCAAGGCAGACACUUACCGAAAAUGGCGGGCAGCCAAGGCGGGCGAGAAGACCAUCUCUGUGGUGCUCGAGUUAGAGAAGGAGGAGCAGAUACACAGCGUGGACAUCGGGAACGACGGCUCGGCCUUCGUGGAGGUGCUGGUGGGCAGCUCAGCCGGAGGGGCCGGGGAGCAGGACUACGAGGUCCUUCUGGUCACCUCGUCUUUCAUGUCCCCUUCCGAGAGUCGCAGUGGCUCAAAUUCCAACCGCGUUCGCAUUUUUGGGCCCGACAAGUUGGUCCGGGCAGCAGCAGAGAAGCGCUGGGACCGCGUCAAAAUUGUCUGCAGCCAGCCCUACAGCAAGGAUGCCCCCUAUGGCCUGAGUUUUGUAAGGUUUCACAGCCCCCCAGACAAAGAGGAGGCCGAGGUCUCAUCCCAGAAAGUGACCAAGCUCGGCCAGUUCCGCGUGAAGGAGGAGGAUGAGAGCGCCAGCUCCCUGAGACCCGGGGCUCUCUUCUUCAGCCGGAUCAACAAGACCCCCCCAGUCGCAGCCAGUGACCCAGCAGGACCCAGCUAUGCAGCUGCUACACUGCAGGCCUCCAGUGCCGCCUCCUCCGCCUCUCCGGCCUCCAAGACAGUAGGCAGCACCUCCAAGGAGUCCCCCAGAGGCAAGAGGAGGCUGGAUUUGAGCCACGAAGAAAAGAAGACCCCCAGCAAACCGUCCGCCCAGCCCUCACCACCCGCCCUCAAGAGACCCAAAUUGCCAGCUCCCACCCAUACCCCAGCCACUGCCCCUGUCCCUGCCGCAGCACGGGGGGCGGUGCCAGGGAAGCCCCGUGGAGAAGGCGCUGAGCCCAGGGCCCCCCGCGCCGGCCCGCAGGAGCUGGGGAAGAUCCUCCAGGGUGUGGUGGUGGUGCUGAGCGGCUUCCAGAACCCCUUCCGCUCGGAGCUCCGAGACAAGGCCCUGGAGCUGGGGGCCAAGUAUCGGCCAGACUGGACUCCAGACAGCACCCACCUCAUCUGCGCCUUUGCCAACACCCCCAAGUACAGCCAGGUCCUAGGCCUCGGAGGCCGAAUCGUGCGGAAAGAGUGGGUGCUGGACUGUCACCGCAUGCGGCGGCGGCUGCCCUCUCGGAGGUACCUCAUGGCUGGGCCAGACUCGAGCAGCGAGGACGAGGGGGGCUCUCACGGCGGCAGCAGUGGGGAUGAAGCCCCCAAGCCUCCCCGAAAGCGCCCCCAGACCAAAGCCAAGCCCUCUCAGGCAGCAGGACCUAGCUCACCCCAGAGACCCCCAACCCCAGAAGAGACCAAACCACCCUCACCAGGGCCCCAGGAAGAUGCUGACACCAAGGGGGAGCAGUCAGGACAGGACAAUGGGGCAGAAGAUUCUGGGGACACCGAGGAUGAGCUGAGGAGGGUGGCUGAGCAGAAGGAACAAAGGCCGCCCUCCAGCGAGGAGAAUGGCAAGGACCCGUACGCAGGGUCCACGGAUGAGAACACGGACGAUGAAGGUCCCCCGGAGUCUCCCAGUCUGCCGAUUCCCGAGCUCCCAGACUUUUUCCAGGGCAAACACUUCUUCCUGUACGGGGAGUUCCCGGGGGACGAGCGGCGGACGCUCAGCCGUUAUGUCACAGCCUUCAACGGGGAGCUUGAGGACUAUAUGAGCGACCGGGUACAGUUUGUGAUCACGGCACAGGAGUGGGACCCCAGCUUUGAGGAGGCCUUGAUGGACAACCCCUCCUUGGUGUUCGUCCGUCCCCGGUGGAUCUACAGUUGCAACGAGAAGCAGAAGUUACUUCCCCACCAGCUCUACGGGGUGGUGCCCCAGGCGUGAAGUAUGUGCUCACACACACAUGGGUUUAAUAAAGGUGACUUGGUUUGGA
Molecule: messenger RNA, 2038 nt
Organism: Balaenoptera acutorostrata (minke whale)
Lineage: Eukaryota; Metazoa; Chordata; Mammalia; Artiodactyla; Balaenopteridae
Gene: XRCC1
Product: X-ray repair cross complementing 1
Exons: 17
Coding region: 106-1989 (627 amino acids)
Biological process (GO): single strand break repair; base-excision repair; double-strand break repair via nonhomologous end joining
Cellular component (GO): nucleus
Molecular function (GO): damaged DNA binding
Source: RefSeq, a predicted model, not a curated record